Messenger RNA from Penaeus chinensis, 750 nucleotides. Its product is annotated as mucin-1-like. The transcript has 3 exons. The record is from RefSeq and is a predicted model, not a curated record. NCBI's taxonomy places the organism in Eukaryota, Metazoa, Arthropoda, Malacostraca, Decapoda, Penaeidae. Bases 1 to 750 code for a protein of 249 amino acids.
AUGACCUUUGCACAGCUGAUUGACCAUGUUGACAGUGACACCAUCCGGGAACGCGUGAGAAAAGGAGGUUGCAAAGAAGUCGUUAAAGGAAAUUACCUUCAACCUGCAAUCUGCAACCUGCACCCCUCAGUUCUGCGAGACACGUUAGGCGUGGUGGCUGAGCUUCUGAGUGCUCUGUCCACCAACAUGGCCGCCCGCACGGAGGCCGCCCAGUCCCCCGCCCGCUCCCGCCCCCUGUCUCACGCCCUCUCCUCCGACACCGCCUCCACCACCACCGCCGCCGCCGCCGCCACCGCCAGCGUCGGGGGUGGCGCGCCCGCCAACCGCCACAGCCCGAGGCCCUCCAACAGCGUCAACGUGACGGAGAACCCCAUGGCCUCCUCUCCCGCGCAGAACAGACACGACGACCCCGCCGCCGCCACAGCCCCUCCGACGCCCCUCCCCGCCUCCGCCUCCGUCGCCGCCGCUGCCACCAACCCCGCCACUUCUCCAACCAAAACCCCCUCCAACCUCACCGGCCCCGACUCCGGCAAGGCCAACCCGACCACCGACGCCAACCGACCGGACGUGACCCAGUGUGACCAGGGCAAGACCGACACGCCCUCCGUCCCGGUGUCAUCUCCCCCGAACUCGGACCCUCCGCCGCCGUACCAGGUCGCCAGUCUCGCCUCGGGCAAGGUCACGUGUCCUCUACAUGGGACUAUUGAAAUUAUAUUUGGCUAUAAAAAGUCUCCGUCGGGUACGCACUGA